Amphiprion ocellaris (clown anemonefish) is the source of this 3822-nucleotide messenger RNA. Its product is annotated as solute carrier family 22 member 13. Gene Ontology annotation, cellular component: membrane. The record is from RefSeq and is a predicted model, not a curated record. NCBI's taxonomy places the organism in Eukaryota, Metazoa, Chordata, Actinopteri, Pomacentridae. Gene Ontology annotation, biological process: transmembrane transport. The transcript has 10 exons. Bases 752 to 2380 code for a protein of 542 amino acids. Gene Ontology annotation, molecular function: transmembrane transporter activity.
GUUUUGUUGGAUCAGCGUGGUGAAUGGCAGCGUGUGCAGGAGGUGUUGAAGGAUUUAUGUAAGGUUACAUCAAGUCGCCUGCAGGUUCACUGGGGAAUCAGGACUUUUGUGUGAUGAGAUUUUGUAACGAUGCUGUGGCCCUGCCCUAUAAGUAACUGAUACGUCACACCUUACGCGCUCCUAGCUGCCAUUAAUGUGUGCGUCUCUCCAGAUUUACCACCGUGUGGAGAACAACAGGAUCAUCUACAACUGCACUGGCGUUCCCCGGGAUGCGCACUUCUUUAUUUACUUUGGAUUGUGGAUGAAUUUGAGCACUUUUGCAUGUACUUUUCCGUACAUCUAGCUCAUUCAUUGACUUUAUUAGUUCCUACAUUAUGCUGGGAAUAUUUAGACAGCAAACUUUGAUAUAUCUUUAGGCGCACGUCGGGAUUCUUGACUUGGGUCCACCUGAGUGCAGCCUCAUUUGGAGACAGAGAGGCUGCCUUCGGAGAGGUGGGAGCGCGUCGGCGGGAAGAUGGUAUCAGCGCGUUUUCUUCAGGUCACCGCAGGUCUGUGAGGUGCUGUCAGGUUGGACCUGCGUGGACUGACCGCAACAACAGCAGCACAUGAGAGCUGAUUUAUCUUGUUUACCUCCUGAACAUCAGAGCGCAUCCUCCCACCGCCUCAACGAUUUAUUGUCUGCUGGGUAUUUACAGCAGCCUCCUUCUCCCUGGCUGAGCUCUAGUUUGGCCUACAUUCCCUCCAAAAGAAAAUGAAUUUCGAUCAGAUCCUCUCUGAAAUCGGCGGCUAUGGCAAAUACCAGAAAAUUCUGUACAUCUGGAUUUGUUUACCUCAGAUCUUCCUCGCUUUCCACAUGAUGGUGAGCAUCUUCACCGGGGCCACUCCGCCCCAUCAGUGCCGGGAGAACUCCAGCUCAGCAGCGGGGAAUCAGUCCUUCAGCCCGGCUACACUCACCCUGAACUUCAGCCUCUCCAACUCCUCCUGCUUCUCCUCGGAUGUUCAGCUGCACGGCAACCGGACUGAGCGCGUCCCCUGCGGCCACGGAUGGGUCUACAGCAAGGAGACUUUUCAGAGCACCACUGUCACAGAGUGGGAUCUGGUGUGUGACAGGGCUGGACUGAACAGUCUUGGAUCGUCCAUCUACAUGUUUGGCCUGUUGGUGGGAUCUGUGGUGUUUGGAGCCAUGGCUGACAGGUACGGCCGGCGUUUCGUCCUGCUGCUGUCCAUCGCUCUCCAGACCGUGUUCGGAGUCGCUGUAGCUUUUGCACCAAACUUCCCAGUCUAUGUGAUUCUUCGCUUUGUAGUUGGCACCACAAUAUCUGGAGUCAUCAUCAAUGCUUUUGUGCUUGGUACUGAGUGGACAUGCACUAAGAAGCGAAUGCUGGCUGGUGUCAUCACAGACUUUGCCUUCGGUAUUGGUUACAUGCUGCUGGCAGGUGUGGCAUAUCUGAUACGAGACUGGAGAAAACUGCAGCUCGCGAUAUCAGCCCCGGGCUUCCUACUUGUCUUCUAUAUAUGGGUGGUCCCUCACUCUGCCAGAUGGUUGCUGACCAAAGACAGGAGAGAAGAAGCCAUCGCACUCCUCCGUAAAGCAGCACUUGUUAAUGGCCGGGUCUUACCUCCUGCUAUUCAGAUUGAGAAGUGUGAGAUUUUUAUUGGAGGGAAGCAAAAUCACUCAGUGGUGGAUCUUGUACGGACGCCUCAAAUGAGAAAGAGAUCGUUUAUCUUGUUCUACAUCUGGUUUGUGAAUGUCCUGGUGUAUUAUGGCUUCGCACUGGGUGUGUCCAGGUUGGGGACGAACCUCUACCUGACUCAGUUUGUGUUCGGUUUGGUUGAGAUCCCGGCUCGUUCUCUGGUCCUCGUCUUCCUUCCCUGGAGCCGCCGAUUCUCCCAGAGUGGCUUCUUAACUGUUGGAGGGAUCGGCUGUCUACUCAUGCUCGCUGUCCCUGCAGAUCAUCCCAAUGUCCUGACAGGUCUUGCCAUGGUGGGGAAGUUUGGUAUAUCGGCUUCCUUUGCUGUCAUUUAUGUAUACACUGCUGAGAUAUUCCCCACUGUGCUCAGGCAAACAGGAAUCGGUGCGUCCAGCAUGUUUGCAAGGAUGGGCGGUAUGUUAGCACCCAUUGCCAACAUGCUGUUCAACCAUUACCCUGCUGCACCCCUCGUCAUCUUCGGCACUUGCUCACUUAUAGGCGCCCUCUUGGCCCUGGCGCUGCCCGAAACUGCCAACAUCCCUCUUCCUGACACAGUGGAGGAUAUAGAGAAGUGGGACAUCAGCAGGUCACCUCCAGUCAAGGACAACCCUGACAUGCAUGAAGAUGUUAACCAGCUAGCAAGCAGCACAGAGAAGCAGGAGCUACAGCAUCCAGCUAGUCAGACCUAACAGUGUGUUAAAGGUUGCACUUGUUCCACUAUUCAAAUAUUAUACUGCCGCAACUCUGAUACUCAAUACACUAUUUACCAUAACAUCUUCUAUGCAAUCAUAUGUCAGGAUCUGGUUAUAAACUCUAUGCAAAAAAGCCAAGCAUGAUCUUCCCCGAGACGUUUACGCAGUUGUUUCAAUUUUGAGAAGUGGUUUGAUAUAUUUUAUAUAUGUGGGGACGUUAAGUAGUUCCCAUUAGGGCUUUGCAGACACACAGAUUGUAUAUUUGUAUACACCAUUGGCUACAACAUUAAAAUCAUCUGUUUAAUGUAGAAUAUGUCCACCUUUUGCCGCCAAAAACAGCUGUGACCCAAUGAGGAAUGGGCUGAGACCCUAGAAGGUGUCCUGAGGUAUCAGACACUAUGUCAGCAGCAGAUCUAUUAAGUGCUGGAUGUUACAAUGUAAGGUUGCCAUGAUCUGACUUGUUUGUCCAGCACAUCCCACAGAUGCUAGAUUGGAAUUAAGAUUUGAGGAAUUUGGAGGCCAAGUCAAAACCUUGAACUCGUUGUUUCAUCAGACCAUUCCUGAACAGUGUGUCGCAGGGAGUAUUAUCCUGCAUAGAGAGCAUCUCCAUCAGGGAAUACUGUUGUCAUGAAGAGGUGUACAUAGUCUGCAACAGCUUUUAUGUAGGGGGCAAAGAAAUAUCCACAAUGCAGGACCAAAGUUUUCCCAGCAGAUCAUUGCCUAGAUCAUCACACUGUCUCUGCCAAUGCACCUUCUUUCAAUAUCUUCCAUAUCUAGAACACACAUCCAGCCAUCCAUAGGCUUUCAGCAGAGGAUAGGGGUCAACAUGGGCACUCCAACAGAUUUGUGGUUACACUGCCCCAUAUAAUGCAUGCUGCAAUGCAUCUUUCUAUCAUAGCAGCAUAAAUGUUUUCAGCAAUUUGUGCUAUAGCAGGUCUUCUGUGGGAUCAGACAACAUGAGCCAGCCUUUGCUCCCCCCGUACAUCUAUGAACCUUGGGGGCCCAUGAGACAGAAAAUGUUGGGAGGAGGGAGGAGGAGCAAUAUGCAGUAAAUACAUUCCAUGGGUUGGAAUUGAACCAUGGUAACCCAUUCAACCAGGUGAGCACAAAGAAGGUACAAAUUAGAAGGUACUAAAUCACUGCAUACCAGGAACACCCCACAAGACCUGCUGUUCGAUGCUGUUAUCUACCUAUCAUAAUUUACCUCUUGUGCAAGUCACUUGAAUCCUCACGCUGCCUGCUUUUCAACUUCAAGAACUGACUCUUCACCUGCUACCUAGUAUAUCCCAGUCCUUGACAUAUGCCACUGCGACAAGACAGCCCAAGUUAAUUGUCAUUGGUUUUAAUGUUUUGGCUGGAUGGUGUAUAUUUAUAUAUCUUGGGUCCAAACUGUCUUAAUCUGUACUGAUUUUAAGAAUAAAGUUGGACAAAAAGCUGAA